GAAGCCGCGCGCUUCAGUCGCCAGCUUCGGGAAAAUACAAGUUAGUCGAAUCAGUUCGCGUGCGCACGCGGUGUGUGGUGUUUCUUCUCGCGGAUAAUUCAGAGAACGGUGUACCGGCAAGGCUUUGUGUCAAUCCUUUCUCCGUAGAUAGGAAAGCGCUUCAACAAGCUGCGUCCCGUCACGCGACACCGGAUUGUUUAAUCGUGAGGAGAACGAUGGCCGCGUGCGUCAGUGAACAGGUAUCCCCGAACGCCGCGAGAAAGCCCAGGUUGACGACGGCCGCGACUACCGCCACCACCACCACCACCACCACUACCACUACCGUCACCGGCAAGCCUACGUGCUGGCAGCACCGGCUGUUCGGCAAGCAACUUGUGCGUUGCAGCCAGGUAAACGACAGAAUGUCGAUAGACUCGGCAGCCGCGUCCCUCGUACACGAGGAUGGCCGGCCCGCUUGCGAGAUCAUCGGCAUGUACUUUAGCUUUGUGAAUCCGGACGCGAGCUGCGACGAUUUCACGCGUCAGCUGGCCGACUUGUACGCGAGCGUAAACGGCGCGCAAACAACAGGCAACAACGCCGGUGACGAGAAGAAGAAGAGAUUCGAGGUCGUCCACGUGGUGCUCUGGAGCAACAUGAACGACAUGCUCGAUUUCGAGGCGAGUUUCCGCGCCCACGUAGCCGAUCUGCCCUGGCUCGCGGUACCAAACCGUGAUUACGAAAGAAAGACCAGGCUAAUUCGAAGAUAUCGGAUAAAGACUAAUGUACCGACGCUGAUACUACUCGAAGGAUCUAACGGGUCUAUAGUAACAAGAGGCGGUGUUGAACGAACCAUUGCUGAUCCCACCGGCGUGGAAUUUCCUUGGAGACCGCCACAUCCGAAAGCCGCCCUCGAAGACGGACCUCUUCUGCCAUGUGGUGCCCGGGGUAGCAACGAGCCUAUGUUACACGAAGAACUCCGUCACUGUUUCAAAGGAGUUUAUUUUAGUGCACACUGGUGUCCACCCUGUAAAGCAUUUACCCCGCAACUCGUAGAUACGUAUCAACGAAUCCGAGAGAGAGGUCACUAUUUUGAAGUAAUUUUCGUAAGUUCAGAUAGGAGCGAAGAGUCCUAUAAUGCGUACACGGAAACAAUGCCGUGGUUGAGGAUACCAUUCAGUCAGGAGGAAAGACGCCAAAAAUUGACAAGGGCUCUCGACGUUCAAGCAAUACCGACUCUGGUGAUUCUGGAUCCUCGCGAUAACAUAAUCACUCUGAACGGUCGCGGCGAAUUGGUCGAAGAUCCAGAAGGACUGAACUUUCCCUGGACAAGUAGACUGGUGAAUAUUUUAACAGAAAAGUACGCCACGUCGUUACACGAUGCUCCGGCUAUUAUCUUGUUUGUUGAGGGAGAGGACUGCGAAAUUCAGUUCGCAGAAAGCGUAUUACUGCCAGCUGCACAAGCGUACAGAAGGGAUCAGCCCGAUUAUGAUCCAAAUUACGACGAUCCUGAUGAUGAUGUAUUGCAGUUUUACAUAGCUUUGGACUGCGAGACAUCUGACAUUCUCCGGGAAUUCAUUGGUUUGGAUGACGCAGUACCUCUUUUGACUGCCAUCGACAUUCCACGGGGGAUUUAUGUGGUGAUGGAAGACGGCGCCGAGAUUACCGUGGACUCUGUGCAACAGUUUGUCGAUAGAUUUCUCGACAACAAACUGCCGAUAAAUAAAAUAGCAACAGUGCAUAAAACGUCAAAAGUAAGCGAACAAGUGCCGGCCUAAAAAAAAUUAUUGAACGUUAAUAGAAAUCAAAUUUGUAGCCAAACGCGAUCAGUGUGUGAAAACUGUUUUUUCUAUUUAACAAUUUUACCCAAAUAGAGUUUUUGCAUACUGACGUUUAUGGCUCUUAAUAAGCAUUUUAUUCACGUGUUCUGGAUUAUAUAUCGUAGAAUCUUAAAUGUUUUUACAAAAGUUUUACUUGUCAAAUUUGAUAAAAAAUGUGUGCAAUUGA
Molecule: messenger RNA, 1983 nt
Organism: Pseudomyrmex gracilis
Lineage: Eukaryota; Metazoa; Arthropoda; Insecta; Hymenoptera; Formicidae
Product: nucleoredoxin-like
Exons: 7
Coding region: 216-1754 (512 amino acids)
Source: RefSeq, a predicted model, not a curated record